AAACUCACAGUGCAAUUUUUCACCGUUUAAUUUCUUCAUCUGUAAUAUAAAUCAGCUUUCUGCAUUAGCAUGUACAUCCAAUCCUGUAUGACACACAUGACAAGCUACCAGACACUUUUGUGCCUGCUCUGUUUUGUGCUCAGUAUUGUGUGGUCUAUACACCUGCACAAGAGGUGUAAGAUAUUCAACAAACCAGAGGAAAACAUUUGGUCCAGCGUGUUGCUUAGGUUGGUAGUAGGUGAUCUCAUCCAGCCUUUUGUUAAAAAAAACAGGUUUCAACGGUGUAGCCUAUCUCCGUCUGUCAAGGGUUCCCCCGAUUCUAGCCAUCAUAUAACUAAUGCUGUUGUUUUAAAUUUAAAAUGAAUAAAUGUAAUAAUAGUAAGCAACAAGAGCAACACCAGCGCUGUAAACCAUACCCCACAAUAGCAGCGCACAUGGGGUACUGCGUGCUGCAGACGCUGUUUUUACCAGCUUGUCUCCAGUACUGUAAUGCGCGCACGGACCUCAACGCACACAGCCAAUCAAACGACACGGUCUGUAGCUACACUGAUCGAAAUUGCUAAUGCGCCCCUAAGACCACACCUGAUGCCCCUGGUAGGCAAUCGUCUCGUAGCUACAAUAGAUGUUUUUUUUUUUCUGUCAUAGUAAUAGGCUAGAUGAGAGAGUAUGUGUGUAAGAGAGAGGAUUGGGAGGGCAAGGAUCAAUAUUAUGUAUCUCUACCGCGAUCUGCAGCGGUGGUAGAUUUUUGCCAGUUUUGACCACAAAGAGAGAGAGAAAAUAAAUGACAGACGAAUCUGGCAGAUUUCUGCCAAUGGGAAACAAUGGUAAUUAUAACGAAUCAAAUGUGAUUUAUCAUUACCCCCCCUCCCUACACGCGCGCAGCUUUUUGAAGAGGACGUAAGCUACUGUCAUACGUGAAAAGACAGCCGUGAGAACAGCAAUCGCCGUUAUUAAAUGUCAUUUUUUAAAAAAAUAGCUGCCUCCUGCUUGACGGCGGUUUCCAGCAGCCCGUGCAGUAUCUUUUAAAGCGAGAUGGCAAAGCGAGCCCGCGGAGUGUCUCCGCUCCACCAUCACCCGCAGCAGAGGUAGACUCCCGUGGCGCUCUGCUCGCCCAUGCUGCUCCCGUGUGCACGAUGAGCGUGGCUCUGCAAGACCUGCGGAACAAUAUGCCGAAUUACCAGCGCGCCACUUUCGAAGACGACGAGGCGACCGACGUUCCUGUGGAUGGAGCAGUUUCGCCGGACUGCGUUGAGGUGGGUUUCCAGAAACCUGGAGUCCAGUUUCUGGGCCCCCUGGGGAGACGCACCUACCUGGAGAUGUUGCUGUCUGGGCUGCUGCUGCUGUCCCUCUUGGCACUUUUCGGAUGUGCUGUGACCCUGGGGGUGCGCUACAGCACAGACCCUGCCCGCACACUGUGCCUGACGGAGGCCUGCAUCACAGUAGGCAGUAAGAUCGUGGAGGCCCUGGACCGCAGUGUCGACCCCUGCCAGGACUUCUACCAGUAUGCUUGUGGGGGCUGGGUGAGGAAGAACCCACUGCCUGAUGGGCGAUCACGCUGGAGCACCUUCAACAGCAUCUGGGACCAGAACCAGGCAGUGCUCAAGCACCUGCUGGAGAACACCACCUUCAACUCGAGCAGCGAGGCAGAGCGGAAGACUCAGCACUACUACCUGUCCUGCCUGAAUGAGCAGAAGAUUGAAGAGCUGGGGGCCCAGCCACUCAUCGAUCUCAUCAACAGGAUAGGGGGCUGGAACAUCACAGGAUCCUGGGAGAAGGACAAUUUCAUGGAGGUUCUGAAGACAGUUUCAGGACCCUACAGAGCUCAGCCCUUCUUCACUAUUGGUGUCAGCGUGGACCCCAAGAACUCCAACAGCAAUGUCAUUCAGGUGGACCAGUCUGGUCUGUUCCUGCCCUCUCGAGACUAUUACCUCAACAAGACGGCCAAUGAGAAGGUGCUGAAGGCCUAUCUGGAGUACAUGGUUGAGCUGGGACACCUGCUGAGGGGGGAUCCCCAGUCCACACGCAUACAGAUGCAGCAGAUUCUGGACUUCGAGACCAUGCUGGCCAACAUCACGGUGCCUCAGGACGAGAGGCGAGACGAGGAGAAGAUCUACCACAAGAUGAGCAUUGCUGAGCUGCAGCUCCUGGCUCCAGCAGUGGACUGGCUGGACUACCUGUCGUCUGCUCUGUCUCCCCUGGAUCUGAACGACACGGAGCCCGUGGUUCUCUAUGCCAAGGAGUACCUGCAGCAGGUGUCCGAGCUCAUCAACAACACUGACAAGAGCCUUUUAAACAACUAUAUGAUCUGGAACCUGGUGCAGAAAACAGUCUCCAGUCUGGAUCAGCGCUUUGAGAAUGCUCAGGACAAGCUGCUGGAGAGUCUGUAUGGAACUAAGAAGUCAUGCACCCCGAGGUGGCAGACCUGUAUUGGAGACACAGACGACACACUGGGCUUCGCACUGGGCGCCCUCUUCGUCAAGGCCACCUUCGACAAGCACAGCAAGGAGAUUGCGGAGGGCAUGAUCAAUGACAUCCGGACAGCCUUCAAACAGUCCCUGGACAAGCUGAACUGGAUGGACACCCAGACUAGACAGGCAGCUAAAGAAAAAGCUGAUGCCAUCUACGACAUGAUUGGCUUUCCAGACUUCAUUCUGGACAACAAGGAGCUGGAUGAUGUCUAUGAUGGGUAUGAAGUUUCAGAAGACAACUUUUUCCAGAAUACGCUGAACUUUUUCAACUUCUCUGCUAAGGUGAUGGCUGACCAGCUCCGCAAACCACCCAACAAGGACCAAUGGAGCAUGACCCCACCGACAGUGAAUGCUUACUACAUGCCAACCAAGAACGGUAUCGUCUUUCCUGCUGGUAUCCUGCAAGCACCUUUCUACGCCAGGGACCAUCCCAAGGCUCUAAACUUCGGGGGCAUUGGAGUGGUAAUGGGGCAUGAGCUCACGCAUGCCUUCGACGACCAGGGAAGGGAGUAUGACAAGGAUGGGAAUCUGCGCCCCUGGUGGCAGAACUCCUCGGUGGACGCCUUCAAGAACCGGACCGAGUGCAUGGUGGAGCAGUACUCCCAGUACACCAUCAAUGGGGAGCAUGUUAAUGGGAAACAGACACUGGGAGAGAACAUCGCUGACAAUGGGGGACUGAAAGCUGCAUAUCACGCUUACAAGUCCUGGGUCCAGAGAAACGGUGAGGAGAAGCGGCUGCCGGCAGUGGAUCUGACGAAUGACCAGCUCUUCUUCGUGGGAUUUGCUCAGGUGUGGUGCUCAGUACGUACCCCAGAGAGUGCCCACGAAGGCCUGAUGACAGACCCCCACAGUCCCCCCAAGUAUCGUGUCAUCGGCACACUCUCCAAUUCGAGAGACUUUGCGGAGCAUUUCAGCUGCCCAGGGGGGUCGCCCAUGAACCCGGGGCGGCGCUGCGAAGUGUGGUAGGGCGAGAAUCAGGCAAGAGGAAGAAGAGGGGAUCCCUCCAGGCACUGGACCUUUUAUUCAUAUUUUAUUUUUUUGUAGAAGAAGAAUAAAGAAAACAAUGCUGGAAUCUUAAAUGGUUGGCAGAGAACGAGAGACAAACAGAGACGGAGAGGGGAAUUGUCUGUCUCGAUAUUUAUGCCAUGACACUGCAGUGGUGUCGUAACCUCCCUGUGUUAUUGCUGUUUCACUCUUCUCUUGUUUUGACGGAUUGUUGACGCACCCCACCCCUCAUUAGUUCAGGUUGCCGGCUGAUUUAUUUAUUUAUGCUCCUCUGAUGUCCGGAGAGGCCCACAGCAUAAUUGGACUAAACGCCUUGUCGGAUGAGUACUGCCCUCCUCCUUGCUUUCCUGUUUUUUUCUUUGCUGUAGCCACGCACCCUUUUCCCUAGACGCCUGUGACGAGAGUGGAUGAGAGGGAUGGAGUAUUGCAGCAGUACCGAAAAUGCCAGGCUUUACCUGGAGAGGGGAUAGCCUGUCGAACCACGGUCGUCCAUUCCUUGUCCCUGCGUGUUUCUUUUCCAGAUGUGGAUUGUGUUCAAAGUUAAAAUGAGACCCUUGCUUUAACUGCUUUUUGCCAAAGAGUAGCUGUGUGUUUAUAUCAGAUGACAUCGAAGACUAAGAGCAGCACAAAUAGAAAAGGUACUUCCUCAGAAUGCUACAGAAUCAUGACACGGGCAGACACACUGGGAUGUCAGUAGUGGCAUUUUUAUCAAUGAAUUUAUCCGUUAAUAAACACUGCUGGUAAAAGUGUCCUUUUUUUGUGAUAGAACUUGUGCGAAUACCCAAUCCAAUGGUAGUCCGAUACAGGGCCUUCCAGUCUACUCCAGUGCCAGUUUCUGGUUCAGCUAGUUGCUUAGUUAUGUUAAAGAUUAAAUUUGCUAAUUAAACAAAAUUGUACACAAAUUUUGGAUUGGAGCAGAUUGGAAAGUUAAGUAUCUAGGAAGAGCUGGGUUAACCUUUUCAAGGGUUUUAGUCUAGGUCAGGGGUGCCCAAUCCUUUUUAAUGUAACUUUUUCAUCUGCCAGUCCAACCAGUGUGAAUUUGAAGCUCUGUUUAGGAAAAACCAGACUGUGGGCACAUCAGUGCAAUAGCGAUACCCAUCACUAACAUGACAGCAAAUAAAAGCAAGUGACUCAUGCUGAACAAGUAUUGUUCCCCAUUUUAGAAAAAAGAAUAUCCUACCUUAAUGUGAGCAUUGGCACUGAGAAGCUUACUUGAAAACACUUCUAAUUUUUUUGAACGUGUUGACACUGCUGAUCAUGUUGAUGACUUUUUUAUUUUGUCCCUGCAGCUCGACAUUGAGCUCAUUUAGCAGUUCAGUCAAGUCUGUGAGGAAUGCUAAAUCCAGAAGCCGCUGAUCAUCCUUUAAUUGGGCAUAUUCACCAUGUUUAGACGACUUGAGAAACUCUUUGGUUUCAGGCAACAGCUGUCUGAAACUUGACAAAAAUGUUUGUUUCUGACAUCUCCAAACAGCAAGUCGGCAGCCUUUGUAUUGCUUCUCGAUCCCUGAGUGGCUUUUUGUGUUUAGCCAGGACUUGGCUCACACGGAAUGAUGCGAUGAUUGCUGCUUUCCCUCUUGUAUUAGGCCUCGUGAAAACCUGACUGCGGCUAAUUGAAAUUUUAAUUUUUCCACUUUUCCUUUUCGUAAUUUACUUUUAGCGGGAAAGUCCACAUCAUACGUUUUGUGUGCAGUUUUGAAAUGUUGGUCUCUCUUUCCCUUUUUCAUGUAGACGCUAGCUUUGCAGAUUUGAAGGCGAUAGUACAAAAAAAUAAUCAUGCUCCCAUUCCUUGUGGUAACAGUAAGUUUUCGGUCUCUUUGCUUCAUCUUUUUCGCUCAAACACUACAACUAUCAAAUAGGCAAUCAAACUUAUCAAACUGUUGAUGAAUUUGUCACGGCCAGUCUGUUUCGCUCCACUAUGCGCUGUAGCUAAUGUGGGGUUUGUGCGGCAAUAACCAAGAGAAUGUUCUUGGGUAGCCCACACAACACUCUAUUUACGGAGCUCCUGUAGCCUUUUUUUCAGUGUCAGCCAGCACUCAGGGAAGAGACCUUUACCACCCAAUCAACAAGGGUUAAACAUACACAAGGGCAGUUAAACAUAUGACAUCACAUGCACAGAUCUGAAUGAAUUUUUAGGCUAUUGAAAAAAGUAGUCAAAUAGCCCAUUUAUUUUUUGCCAAACAUUCUUGCGGUUGACUGACAAGCACUCUGGGAUCGACUGGUUGGGCACCCCUGGUCUAGGCUUUCCUUCUGCAUUUGAUUUGUAUUCUGUUUUUAGGACUUUCUUGGUAUAUUCAGGAUCUCUUAAUUUAACUACUAUUAUCCUAAGCAAAAAGCGAUUUGCUUUUGUAAGGAAACAUAAAAACAACAAGCUGAGCCUGGAGAUAUAGACAAAACCAUGUAUCAUACAGCUCUUUCUUGGUUCCUUUGCUAAAUUCUUUGACUACAAAACAGUUAAGACGUGCAGUUCAUUGUGAAAGUUCACACCGUUUGCCUUUGGACGACACAUCAGGUGUUUUUGUUUGAGUGUCAUGUACAGGAUCUUGAAAUCUUUUGACACAAAGAUAAAAGCACUUCACAGCACCAGGUACAAUGCAGAGCUGACUGCAAUACCUGAGCCUCGUACAUGAUGUACAGUAGGUUGUAUUUUAGAAGGUGUAGAAGAUGAUGAAUAUUGAUCCUCUGGGUGAGGAAUUCAUACUGGAAAACAUGAAAAGUUCAAUCGAUGCUUUAGGGAUUUCCACUGUCAUUUUCACAUGGCAGAGUGCCAUGUCUAAUCAGCUUAUUAAUCAUUGCAGCUACUUCUUCACCUGAUCUAUUUAAAAUUAUGUGCUGGAGAGCUGAAGGGUGUGAUCAGUCAGCUGCUCCAAGAUACUGAGCAGGAUUAGUCACUGAGGCCUCUCUCAGCUCUGUUAAAGGGUAAGUCCUGCAGUUUUCUGGGCUCCUUAAAUCUUACCGUAAUGUUGAUCGAUGUGAAUCUUCCUGUCGGUCACCGUGUAGCUUUGAAGAAUGACUCAAGGUGUGGGUGAUGUGAGAGAUACCUGAAGAAGGUCAGUUCUCAAUUGGGUGGCUGCGUAAUAUACAGGUGAUAAUUCUGGAAUUUUAGAAACAAAGUGGAUUUGAAUACCAUUCUCUAUGUUGUCUUUCCUUUGUUCUCAUUUUCCAGUUCUGGUCCAUGUGCUAUUGUUAGAGAGCAAGGCAAUCCACUUGGUCUUUCCAGUAGUUUCCCCCCUUUGAAACUAAACGUUUGUGCUUAUAAUUAAUUUUUCCAUGGUUUAUUGCCCUGCUCCAUGCCGGAAGACAUCUUUGCUUAGCAGGGGAUUCCUGUCUGGUCUGGUCCACAGUAGGGUUAAAGUGGGACUAGGCUUGGGGGAAUUAGGGAAAGGAAAGCAAGAUCGAGCCUUAAAAUAUUUGUAUGUGUGCACAAAAUGGAAACUUAAAGUAUUGAUGCCUUUAAAUAAGACAGCUUGUGCCAUUAACUGGAGAUAACGUGCCAGGUUUCCUACAAAGGGCUCUGGUCACCCCAAGACGUCCUGACGGGGCGUCACAUGUCUUUAUAUUCCACACUGGAGUCACAUAUUCACCAUCUGGUUUAUUAAAGUAGUCUGAACGGACCAGCUUCAAGACAAAAUGGGACAAUUCGAACAUUGUUAUGGGAAAUAACUGCAUCUUGCUUUGUUUGAAUGCAGUCUUACCUAGGUAGACUACACAUGAUGCUGUAAAAUCAAAGUUGUUUAGGAUUGUUUUAAAAGACCAUAACAGGUACGUCAGUAAUAUGUUAUUAGAUGCUAGGGUUAGAUUCUUGUGUACUAUACAGAGGUCUACCCCAAAGUGUGAGAGACCCUCCUUAUUUGGAGUGGAGACCAAGUCAAUUAUUUUUGUUAUCAGCGGAGUACUGUUCCUGCAGACUGACUGACUGUUGAAGCUGUGGGACAGAGAGAGGCACCACAGCUCCACUACAGAAGUAGCAGCUGAGGAAGCAGAAAUGGGCAAUGGCCAAUGUUAUUACCCAAGUGCUGGAAAACAGUCCCUUGAGACCCUGUGAUCACACUGCAGUUACCUGGCAGGUUUGGGACUGUGGUGUUUAAACCACUUUCUGUCCUGUCAGAAAAUAUAUCUGUGGCCACUUCAGUGUUGAUUUUCACCUUACAAGUUUUUUUGUUGGUAUCACAUAUUGGUUUAAAGCCUUAUUUAAUUUAAUGGGACUAAUUAUUACUGUUGUAUGUGAUUAUUUUAUUUUAUACUAUCGAUGUUCAUUUUUGAUAGAUUGUUAAGAUGACCUGCAGUAUUUAAUUUUUUGGGUUUAUUUCGUGAAGCAAGAAGUUAGCUGGGAUGAGCCACGUUUGGCAUUGAAGGAGAAGGAGAAGCAUUUGCAUUCUGCUGUAGUACAGGACUGUAACAAAAGAGAAAUAAAAGCUGUAUUUAAGACAUGAA
Messenger RNA from Lepisosteus oculatus (spotted gar), 7904 nucleotides. It is a transcript of the gene ece2b, whose product is annotated as endothelin converting enzyme 2b. The record is from RefSeq and is a predicted model, not a curated record. Lineage: Eukaryota; Metazoa; Chordata; Actinopteri; Semionotiformes; Lepisosteidae. Gene Ontology annotation, molecular function: metalloendopeptidase activity. Gene Ontology annotation, biological process: protein processing. Gene Ontology annotation, cellular component: plasma membrane.